Messenger RNA from Exserohilum turcica Et28A, 459 nucleotides. RefSeq lists its product as uncharacterized. The transcript is spliced from 3 exons. NCBI's taxonomy places the organism in Eukaryota, Fungi, Ascomycota, Dothideomycetes, Pleosporales, Pleosporaceae. The coding region runs from base 1 to 459 and encodes 152 amino acids. Gene Ontology annotation, cellular component: membrane. The record is from RefSeq and is a predicted model, not a curated record.
AUGACCUCCAAAGUUGGUCUCAGCGUUCCAAUGCCGCUCCUUGCCCCUGCGACUGCGACUUGGGCAGCUCCCUUUGCGGCCUAUUAUAUUUUCCUCCAGCUCCGCGUUGUGAGAAAGCGCUUCAGCACAAAGACUCGUCUGGGUGAUAAAGUGGCCGACUCGAAAGAAAACAUCGACCCCCUGCUUGUGGCUUCACGUGCGCAAGUCAACUUCGCCGAGAACGUGCCGUUGGCGCUUGGUAUUGCGCUCCUCGCUGAGAUCAAUGGAGGCAACAGGUUCUACAUCAAUUAUGCGCUUGGCGCACUCUUCGCCUUUCGCAUCAUCCACGCUGAAUUCGGCAUGUAUGUCAAGGGGGGCGCAGGCAUUGGGCGGCCUAUAGGCUUCUUGGGCACUCAGACGGUAGUGGCUGGGCUUGCUGGAUAUGCGGCGUACCUGAUCAAGGACUACUGGCUGAUCUGA